UAGAAAUAUGACGACCCUUGACUUUCUUAAUCAGUCAACAUAUGCCGUUCAACAUAGCCUUUCCUGCAGUUUCUGAGGCUCAGAGAGCGAGCAAGUAUUAUUUGAAUGGCUACAGUAGCACCGUUGGCCAUUGACGGAAGCGUGUUGGAGGGCGGUGGUCAACUCCUCCGUAAUUCGAUUGCACUAUCUGCCUUGCUCGCGCGUCCUAUCUCAAUCCACAAUAUCCGCAGCAACCGGAAACCUCCAGGCUUGAAGGCGCAGCAUGUUGCAGGUCUCCGUCUCGUCGCCGAAUUGUGUGGUGCACAGCUCAUAGGUUGCGAGCCUGGUUCCUCCUCUAUCGAGCUUGCUCCAGGACCGAUAUGUUUGUCGAGGUCCUACACAGCAGACCCGCGAACUGCGGGAUCGAUCACACUCCUUCUGCAAGUAUCCCUUCCCUGCUUGCUCUUCUCGUCCCAUCCGACUUCAACUGCCCCGACUUAUCUCACCCUGCGCGGCGGGACGAACGCAAUGCAGGCGCCCCAGAUUGACUACACCGCGCACGUCUUCCUGCCCUUCCUUGAUCGGUUCCUCGACCUGCAUCCGGAGCUAUGCAUCUACAAGCGUGGCUACUAUCCGAAAGGCGGGGGCGAGGUCCGCCUCUCUGUGUGCCCGAAGGAUGGCCCCUUACCUGCUGUAACGCUCACAGAGCGCGGGAAAGUCAUAUCCGUUGGUGGUCGGGCGUAUGUCGCCGGCCUACCCGCACACCUCGCGACAACCAUGCGCGACGCCGCAGCGGAGACUCUCACAAGGGCUGGAGUCGAUCCUGCGCUGAUUAGCAUCACGGCAUUGAGAGAGAAGCCAGCCGACGCAGUGGGGAGCGGAUCUGGGAUUGUGCUGUGGGCAGAGAUGGAGAGUGGUUGCGUGAUUGGAGGGAGCGCCCUAGGGUCGAAGGGGAAGGACCCUGCGAAGGUCGGCCAUGAAGCUGCGGAAGAGCUGGCGAGUAAUCUUGCUCAUGGGGGCUGUGUGGACGAGUAUAUGCAGGAUCAGAUGAUCAUAUUCCUCACCCUUGCUCAAGGGACUUCCUGUGUGAAGACUGGGCCCUUGACGCUGCAUACCAAAACGGCGAUUUGGGUGGCAGAACAGCUGACGGAUGCCAAGUUCACUGUGCAAGAACAAGUCGAAGGUACUGCGCAAUGCUUGAUACAGUGCGACGGAAUAGGGUACACACCGCAGCACCAUGAAAUGAAAAGUUCGAGUCCUUAACCAACGCUUACCUACGACAACUGAUCGUCACCAGCAUUGGGCUCCGCAGCGUUCAGUCGAGAUGCCAGAUAUGCAAUAAGGGUACGAGGAAAUACAGCAUAAUAAUCCAUUAGGAGAUGAUGUGCUCUACGCGACGAUGCCGCAGUAUGGUACAAGGAAUGUCCACUCCGGUCAAUCAGCAAAGAGCGACAUCACCGGUUCCAUGAUAGCAGAGACAUGUCGCCCAGUUUCCUACGAUGAUCAUAUGGGUGUCAGAAGCGCCCAAGGCAACGAUAAACUGCAGUGCGCACCUAGGUCUGAUCAUAUGUCGUAUGGUACCGAGGAUGGCGAGGAAGACCAGCAGUGCUGCUGAUGCAACGUACGCCCACCCGAGGAACGGGUUCUUUCC
Molecule: messenger RNA, 1630 nt
Organism: Laetiporus sulphureus 93-53
Lineage: Eukaryota; Fungi; Basidiomycota; Agaricomycetes; Polyporales; Laetiporaceae
Product: RNA 3'-terminal phosphate cyclase
Exons: 4
Coding region: 106-1242 (378 amino acids)
Biological process (GO): RNA processing
Cellular component (GO): nucleus
Molecular function (GO): RNA-3'-phosphate cyclase activity
Source: RefSeq, a predicted model, not a curated record